Messenger RNA from Sinocyclocheilus grahami, 1119 nucleotides. Its product is annotated as ras-related protein Rab-20-like. Bases 275 to 1075 code for a protein of 266 amino acids. The record is from RefSeq and is a predicted model, not a curated record. Gene Ontology annotation, molecular function: GTP binding; GTPase activity. The transcript is spliced from 2 exons. NCBI's taxonomy places the organism in Eukaryota, Metazoa, Chordata, Actinopteri, Cypriniformes, Cyprinidae.
UCAUCAUUGCUAGAAGUGAACUUUCAGUGGGAGCAAAGCACUGAUGCUCUUUUAAAAGGACCGUUUAUGUUCAUGUUUAGGCACGAACAAGUCCAUCAACUCGCCAAAGCCCAGAAGACCUGCUGAGAUCGGCUCCUUAAGUGUUUCUGCAAUACGAGCCGAAAUUAACAACCACCAAAAGAAUUUGGACGGGCGCGUUUGUUAUGGAUAGUGGAGUUGGAAGUCUAUAAUUUUGAGAUAAUCGUUUUAUCACUGAGUUUUCAGCCUUAAACCCAUGCCUGCUCCUGGGAAAAUGAGAAAGCCUGAUAUUAAAAUUGUAAUCCUGGGAGACAUGAAUGUAGGGAAAACGUCCCUCCUGCACAGGUACAUAGAGAGAAGCUUCAAGGAAACUUUAAGCACAAUCGGCGGAGCGUUCUUCUUGAAGCAGUGGGGUCCCUACAACAUCUCUAUCUGGGAUACAGCGGGUAAGAUUGAUUUUGGCCAAUACAACGGAAAUAAUCAGAUGCAGAAACCUGCAGUUAAAGGUCGUGAACAGUUCCACGGUCUAGGCUCCAUGUAUUGUCGUGGCGCUGCAGCCUUCAUUCUCACGUAUGAUGUCACAAACUGGCAGAGCUUCGUAGAGCUUGAAGAUCGCUUCCUACCUCUCACUGACUCGGCCAAUAGUGACAGCAUAUUUGCCAUUGUGGGCAACAAAGCAGAUCUCACUGACCCUCAAGCCCAUGUUAUGACCCUGGAGGAAGUCAGGGCAGAAGAGGGUAGUGUGCUUCCCCUUCCAUUCUUUCCCACACCUCCAGACUUUCCCUUGCACAAACAGGUGAAUCAGGAUGAUACCAUAGCACUGUACAACCGCAUAAUUCGCUAUAAGGCACUAGAGGGCACCAGCCCACCAGCGGAAAAGAUGUGCUUCGAGACAAGUGCUAAGACUGGAUUUAAUGUAGAUAUUAUGUUUGAGACACUCUUUGAUCUGGUGUUGCCAUCCAUCAUUCAAAAAUGCUCCCAAAGUGAGUCGCCAAUAUUGUAUUUGGAGGACUAUAAUGAAGAGGGGAUGAAGAGCAAAGGGGAUUGUUGCACAUGAAAAUAUUUGCAGAAGAGCAUCUGGAGUCUUGCAUGAAUGUCCAU